Messenger RNA from Adineta steineri, 743 nucleotides. The record is from the annotation of a GenBank genome assembly. Lineage: Eukaryota; Metazoa; Rotifera; Eurotatoria; Adinetida; Adinetidae.
AAUUAUAUCCUGAAAUUUUCAGUUCAAACGAAUAAUAUAAAUCAUAUUCGAAUGAUUUAUGAGAAUUGUCUCAAAAGAAAAGACAUUUAUUUUGAGAAUAUGAUUGAUGAAAAUUAGUCUCAUAAUGAUCAAUUUGAAAUAAUUUAGAUAUUCAAUUUUGGCGUACACGAAAAUCUCUUGAAGGUUUAUCUGUUCGAAGUGUUUUCUUCAAUAUAUUUCAAAGUUUAAUUGUUCUAUUAUAUGUAUUUGAUAAUGAAACAAAUACAAUGGUUCGUAUUAGUGUUUGUGUUGGUAUACUUAUUGAAUUAUGGAAAGUACCAAAAAUUCUUAAUUUCGAACGUGUACCAAAUGAAACAUGGUUGGGUUUAAUUCCAAAAUAUAAAUAUGUUUAUAAAGAAUCUUAUACUGUUACAUCAACAUCAGAUUAUGAUCGAAUGGCUUUUAAAUAUCUUUCAUGGGCAUUAUUUCCAUUAGUUAUUGGUUAUGCAUGUUAUUUAUUGAUGUAUCACGAACAAAAAAGUUGGUAUUCAUUUUGUUUAAGUACAGUUUAUGGAUUUUUAUUAACAUUUGGUUUUAUUAUGAUGACACCACAAUUAUUUAUUAAUUAUAAACUUAAAUCAGUAGCGCAUUUACCAUGGCGUAUGAUGACAUAUAAAGCAUUAAAUACAUUUAUUGAUGAUUUAUUUGCUUUGUUAUUAAAAUGCCAACAAUGUAUCGACUUGGAUGUUUUCGUGAUGAUAUAA